Molecule: messenger RNA, 1835 nt
Organism: Betta splendens (Siamese fighting fish)
Lineage: Eukaryota; Metazoa; Chordata; Actinopteri; Anabantiformes; Osphronemidae
Product: zona pellucida sperm-binding protein 3-like
Exons: 13
Coding region: 144-1817 (557 amino acids)
Biological process (GO): egg coat formation; binding of sperm to zona pellucida; positive regulation of acrosome reaction
Cellular component (GO): extracellular matrix
Molecular function (GO): acrosin binding
Source: RefSeq, a predicted model, not a curated record
UUCUUUCGCCUGAAAAGGGCUCGUGCAGCCAGUUGCAGGCUGAUUAGUGGAUAAUUGGGGUCAGGUGCGCAGCCGCUCGUGCUCAGAGCAGAGAGAGGAGCUUCAGCGCGUGGAGCAGUUGUCUGUCUGUCUGUCUGACACUCAUGGAGACCUCGUGUGUGCGGCUUCGUCUCCUCGCCGGACUCCUCUGCGUUCAGUGGUCCUUUGCGUUCGCAGCCACGCACCUUCGCGGGGAGUUUGCCUCGCGUGAGGCCGCGCCGCCCGCGCGGAGCCUCGGCUUCCCGCACACCGCGCACGCGGAGCCCCGGCCUCCGGCGGGGGAGCGCGGGAAGGCGCGCACGGUGCGCGUGAGCUGCCGGCCGGACUCGCUGGAGGUCGUGAUCAAAGCGGACCUGUUCGGAGUCGGAGUUCCGGUUGACGGCGACGAGCUGCGCCUCGGGGUCGAGGACAGUGACCGGUGUAGAGCUGCAGCAUCUUCAGGAGACGAGUACAGGAUAGUUGCUGGAUUAGUGGAGUGUGGAACCAAGCACUGGAUUACCAAGGAAGCCCUGAUCUACACGAACCUCCUCAUUUACGCCCCCGUGGAGUCUCCGUACGGGCUGAUACGCAUGGACGAGGCUGUGGUUCCCAUCGAGUGUCAUUACCAAAGGAAGUACCGUUUGUCCAGCGCCUCCCUCGCGCCGACCUGGGUCCCCUUCACUUCCACCAAGGCUUCAAUGGAGGCGCUGAGGUUCGACCUGCAGAUCAUGACGGAUGACUGGCGGUUCAAAAGGAGCUCCAACGUGUUCCACCUGGGUGAGUCCAUCAGCAUGGAAGCCUCCGUCAGGGUGGGACAUCACGUGCGGCUCCGGGUGUUCAUGAGCAGCUGUGUGGCCACUUUGAGCCCAGACACGAGCUCCACUCCCAGAUAUGCCUUCAUUGAGCACGGAUGCUUAAUGGACUCCAAGGUUUCAAGGUCAACGUCCCAUUUCCUGCCCAGAACACAGGAACACAAGCUCCGACUGGUCAUCGACGCCUUCAAGUUUAACCAUGAAGACUCGGGACGGCUCUACAUCACGUGUCAACUUAACGCCGUGCCUGUGAACUAUGCAGAGGCGUCCUAUAAAGCGUGUACUUUUACAAACCGAAGGUGGAGGUCGGCCGACGGUAAUGACUACUCAUGCAGGUACUGUCAGAGUCAAGCCGGCCAAAGCUGGUCUGAGAGGCCGGAUGAACCUGGAGCAGGUGGAAUGAACAAUGUGUUUGAGCAAGAGGCAAGAGUGGGUCCAGUGCUGUUUUCACCAGCUAAACACAAACCAGUGGGUGAGCACUCUGCCCUCAGCAGACGCGUCCCGUACGGCAGCCAGUGGAGAAGUGGAAUCAUUGGCAGAGCUGCAAAUCUGGAGACAGGACUGUUUCCACUUUCUACGCCAGACCUGGUGGAGGAGGAUGAGGAAGACGAGGCAGACUUCAAUGAUCUGGAGCUGGAGGAAGAUGAUGAAACUGACCUGGAAAUAAAUGAUGUGGAGAAGGCACUGCUUCCUGUUCUGACAUCUACACAAGCUGGGGUGAAGAAUGAUGACCAAAGUCUUAAUGAUUUGGAGGAGGGACUGCAUCUUGGCCCAGAACCGGAGGGGAAAGAUGAUAAAGGUGCAACAGAGUUAAAAGAGGAAACAGCUGCUGCACCUCUGGACGUGGCUGCAGAACUGAACAAUAACUCUAUGAAGGACCUUCAUGACAUCAGCCCCACCUCUCAGGUUAAAGUGGACGUACCAUCAGUGUCAAAUGAAGUGACUGAUGAAUCUGGCCUCAGAGACCCAAAUGACCCAAAGCGAUAAUAAAUUAUUAGAACUGUG